CGAGAUAUGAGAAAUAUUGAAUGCCAAUACGUUCUGACUAUGUCGUUUGGAUUUUCAAUGAGGGUUAUUUAUUUUGAAAUGAUUGGUAAUAGUUAUUGAGAUAUGAUUAAACAUAUUGUGACAUGCUUGGAAAAUCGAUACUUGGUAUAUAUGGGUCAUUUAAAUUUGAUAUAAAUAUUUGAAAACACAAGGCAACCUGUUUCAAAACUUGGAUUUAAAGAAUACGGCGGCAUGCAUAGAAUUUUGCAACACACAUUGCCCCCUGAGGCCUACCCGAGGUACAAGCAUACCUGUCAAAACGUUCACCGUCUCAACCGGAAAAGCCAUAAACUCAUUACAAAAUGUGGAGUUCGAAAUGACACAAAUUUUCUGGAACUCGGGGAUGUCGUCAUAAACGUGAUAUGUAAAGAUCAAAGUGACCUCAUUGACGUCAAAACAUUACCAUAUAAAACUAUCGACCUAUCUAGCAAUAUUCAAAGCAAAAUAUUAAGCUUUGACGAUUUUACAGAACUCAAGUGUUCCACCUUAAGAGAGGGGCUGAAGAUACCUACCAUUUUCCUUGCUGAUUAUGAAACGUUAGGUGCCAUUCCAAGCUUCUUUGGGCGCUUAAUCAUACUGGUAACCGAAACCGAAAACAAUGAUAUUGAGCAUCUAUUGAAGGCAAAUGACGUUCAUAUUUGGAUCUCGACCAAAGAAAGGCUUCCCCAAAAUAUUUGUAACAUGCUUGAAAUGUACGCACUUAGGCAUAUCCGGGAGAGAACAGACAUGCUUUUAACAAUGACCGGAGAAUGUAAUGAGCAGCCGUACUACCGUGCAUUAAAAGAGUGCUUAGGCGGGCAAGCAAAUGAAAUCAAUAGUCAUUUAAUCAAUCCGUUGACUUCUGGAGGUGACACCCCUUCCGCCCAACCCCACAGGCAAUAUAGCUCCGAAUCGGCUGUGGAGGAAUAUUUGACUGUUUCCAAGGAGGAACAUGUCCGACUUGUUGAAGAAAACAAGCAGUCAAUUCGAGAUUUACAUUGUGAAAUCAUUGCUAUGUACGGGCGAAGUAACCUACCCGAUAACGAAAAGCCAAAACCACGGGAUAUCGACCCUAAAUUCAACGAAUGCAUCGCUGGGGCCAUCCUACAUGAUGUUUCAGGUGUUAAAGGUUUAGGCUAUAGAUUUGGGACCCUCAAUUUCUUUACAUAUAGUAACAAUUUGAACAACGAUGAUGAACAAAGAAUCGUUUCUGAUAUCAAUGAAAGCUUAAAAGGGUUAAAUAUCAAAGUUGACAAUUACGUUUUAAGGUUUGGGACAAAGUAUGUAAACUUUUCAUCAAACUGUUGGUAGCAAUGUGUUUGCAAUAGAGGGAAGCUUUGAUACGCUUGGUGUGUUUGCUGAAAAGACCAGAGAGAAUUCCACAAAUGCGUGUGCUUUAACCGCGAACCAUGUCGUUGCAAAUUCAGACAGCAACGUUUUGAAAAUAUUCAUGUCAACCGGAACUUUAACCUAGGAGAAAUUUUGUCUCCCCAGAAUAACCUGCAAUUUAAUAAUUCCGUUGACAUAUGUGCAACAAAAGUAAAUACUAAACUUUUGAAGAUCUGUGACACGAAACAGAAAAAUUUGGACGGAAAUGAAAGCUUGUUUAACCAACUUUAAAAGGAGAUUCCAACGGUCAGAACAUUUUAAGCUAGUAUUUAUUCAUUUUUUCCCUUUUUUUGAAGAGCCCUUUUCAUCUUAAUCGUUUCACAUCAGUUCUCCAUUUUUUCUUUCUUUUUUUGUAUUGGAAAAGUCUUAAAAAUAAACUUGUUUUGAGCAAUUAAUUCUUACAAUAUGGGCUGAUUUAAUUAUCUUUUCGCAAUUAAACGCUUCGUUUUGUAUGGCAUACAACAUCGUGUUUUGGUAUAUUUUGUGUAAAAGCUUUUAUUAAGAUGAACAUAUAUUUCAAGAUAAUUAUAAAAAAAACUAAUUUGAAUUUAGUAAAAGCAAUAGUAAGAAAUAAACUAAGCUACUUAUGUUCGUCAAACUUCAUUGAUUCUUUGAUCACACAUUGUGGCCUUCUUCUAUCUUCUCUCUGUUAAAGACUGAAGACUAGUGUGGAAAGAAAUGUCAGAUAAUUCACAUCGAUGGGUCAAAACUGACUCUCAUUCAAUUCGUCAAACCUUGUGUGGACGGUGGCCGGGCAGGGAUUUGGAUGGUUACCUAUAUGUAGGAAUUGACAAAAUCAUUGGAGCAACCAUGCCUUUGUCGGCUACAGUUUCUGACCAUAACAGCAAAAUCUAGUAGUAUUUAAAUUACAUGAUAAAUUUUCAAACACUUGUUUUCUAGCAAGCUAUAUUAACUAUAACAUUUCAACAAUAAGACAUCACUGUGCUGUAAUUUCCAUGUACAUAAUGCUACUUACAAUUUUAUUGUUUUAAAUGCAUACGAUUAUCAUUAACUUAUACUCUUGAAUGAACUAACCAUUUUACAGUUGUGUGUCAACUAGAGGAUCCGUGCUCGUGUGCACUGUACGAACAACCGGGAACACUAGUCGAUGUUACCACCGUAUUCAGUGCUGUAGUCCAUCUUACUCUUUGAAAUUGUGUGCGUGAAUAUAAUAAAGGACGGCUUUUGUUAACACUUGUUCCAAUAAUGUACCAAUUUAACACUAUAUGCUUUUAUUUUCAGAUCACAAGCUCUUUGUUGUGUUUUGAUAUGUUAUGUAUGUUUGCUUUUCAUAUCGAAUUAUACCUCAUUGUGCUAAUGAUCCUUGAUAGCAUAUACCCGACAUUAAAUAAAAGUUCUUGUAUC
Mya arenaria is the source of this 2772-nucleotide messenger RNA. RefSeq lists its product as uncharacterized. The record is from RefSeq and is a predicted model, not a curated record. The transcript has 4 exons. The coding region runs from base 232 to 1329 and encodes 365 amino acids. Lineage: Eukaryota; Metazoa; Mollusca; Bivalvia; Myida; Myidae.